AUGUCGGAGACCGCUCCUGCUGAGACGGCUGCCCCGGCGCCGGUGGAGAAAUCUCCUGCCAAGAAGAAGUCUACUAAGAAAUCCGCGAGCGGUGGCGCGGCUAAGCGCAAGGCGACCGGGCCCCCAGUUUCCGAGCUGAUCACUAAGGCUGUGGCUGCCUCCAAAGAGCGCAAUGGCCUUUCUUUGGCAGCGCUCAAGAAGACGCUAGCAGCUGGCGGCUACGACGUGGAGAAGAACAACAGUCGAAUCAAGCUGGGUCUCAAGAGCCUGGUGAGCAAGGGUACCCUUGUGCAGACCAAGGGCACGGGUGCUUCCGGCUCCUUUAAGCUCAAUAGGAAGGCGCCCACCGGGGAAGCCAAGCCGAAGGCCAAGAAGGCGGGGGCUGCUAAAGCGAAAAAACCCGCAGGGGCCACCCCUAAGAAGCCCAAGAAGGCUGCGGGAGCGAAGAAGGCGGUGAAGAAGACUCCCAAGAAGGCGAAGAAGCCUGCAGCCGCUGGCGUCAAAAAGGUGGCCAAGAGUCCCAAGAAAACCAAAGCCGCGGCAAAGCCGAAGAAGGCUGCUAAGAGCCCCGCUAAGCCUAAGGCAGUGAAGCCAAAAGCGGCGAAACCCAAAGCUGCCAAGCCCAAGGCGGCAAAACCCAAAGCUGCAAAGGCAAAGAAGGCGGCUCCCAAAAAGAAGUAGAAAGUUGGCGCUUAAGAAGCAAACCCCAAAGGCUCUUUUCAGAGCCACCCAGAGAUCUCUGAAAACAGCUGUGCACUGAGUAACGUAUAUAUUUUAUUCUCGGCCGGUCGCCAAGAAAAAUUGCCCUCUACUUCCACUAAAUGUUUUCACCUUUCCUCCUGCUUGGAACUCAAAGCGAAAAACAUGAUAUUCCUUUUAAAAUACAACAAAGUUAGAAAUUUGACCUGGAUCCAGUAACCUGCAAAAUUGUCCACAAACAUCUUAAAUGUGAGU
This is a messenger RNA of Mesoplodon densirostris (Blainville's beaked whale), 954 nucleotides long. RefSeq names its product H1.5 linker histone, cluster member (gene H1-5). Gene Ontology annotation, biological process: nucleosome assembly. Bases 1 to 681 code for a protein of 226 amino acids. Gene Ontology annotation, cellular component: nucleosome. Gene Ontology annotation, molecular function: DNA binding; structural constituent of chromatin. The transcript has a single exon. NCBI's taxonomy places the organism in Eukaryota, Metazoa, Chordata, Mammalia, Artiodactyla, Ziphiidae. The record is from RefSeq and is a predicted model, not a curated record.